Molecule: messenger RNA, 783 nt
Organism: Closterium sp. Naga37s-1
Lineage: Eukaryota; Viridiplantae; Streptophyta; Zygnematophyceae; Desmidiales; Closteriaceae
Source: the annotation of a GenBank genome assembly
AUGCGUCGUUACCUCCUUCCCCUCUUCGCCCGUUUCGUCAACUUCGCCACGCGGCUCGUCGACGCGCUCUGCGGCUUUCUCUUCCUCCCACCGCUCGCGACGCGCCUGCUGCAGUGGCUCCUCCCGUUAGAGGAACGCGCGGUGCUGCGCGCCGCGUACAAGGCCACGGGACUGCGUGACUAUGGCGAGGGGACGUUCCUGACGGGGCUGCGGCUUCUAUUGAAGGGUCUCGAAGAGGAGGCGAGACUGAGCGCGUUUGGGAGGAUUCUUAUAUGGAACGAUGUACAGCGCCUGCUGCGCUACCGCUUGCAUCUGGAGGACACAAGGAGGCGACACCCAGAGAUAGAGGAGGAGAAGAUCGAGGCCCCUGUAUUCAUCCUAGGUCUGCCUCGAACAGGAACAACAUUUCUCUUCAACCUCCUCGCCCUCGACACAUCGCUCUUCCGCUCGCCGCUCACAUGGGAGGUGCAUCACAUGCACCCUCCCCCGGACGCCACCUGCUACGAUACCGAUAAACGCAUUGGGGAGACAGAAGCCUUUUUGGAGGGUGUCUCUGCUCUGCUUCCUUCCUUCCAGGCCUUGCAUCCCGUGACAGCAACAGGGCCACAGGAGUGCAUGGGACUCAUGAUGUACGAUUUCACGUCCUUCGCCUUCCCCACCAUCCACUUCAACAUCCCUUCCUACUUUCGAUGGUACCUCUCCUCAGAUCUCUCCCCCACCUACCGCCUCCUGCGCUGGCAGCUGCAGUACCUGCAGUGGCGCGGCCCUAAAGCCCCACGCUAG